AUGGAGCUAAGCACAGCCACUACCUUCUUGCUCGGUCUGAUGCUAAUCCUUGUGUCAUUCCUUAGCCACAAAGCCAGAGGCAAAUCCAUGAACAGGAGGCCUCCUGGUCCUUGGGCCCUCCCCUUCGUCGGAUGCAUCCACCUGCUCACCUCGCAGCCGCAGGCCGCCCUACGUGACCUGGCUCAGAAGCAUGGCCCGGUGAUGUACCUGAAGCUGGGGCAGAUCGACACCGUCGUCAUCUCCUCGCCGACGGCGGCGCAGGAGGCGCUCCGGGAGAAGGACCUAAGCCUGGCGUCGCGGCCAAGCUUGCUCGCCUCGGAGAUCAUCUGCUAUGGCAACCGCGACAUCGCCUUCGCGCCCUAUGGCGACUACUGGCGCUUGCUGCGCAAGAUGUGCACGGUCGAGCUCCUCAACGCUUCCAAGGUGAGGCAGUUCGCGGCCAUCAGGGACAGCGAGACCAUGUCCCUAGUCAGGGAGAUACUCUGUGCUGCCGCCGCCGGCGGAGAGCCCGUGGACCUCGGCGGCCUGCUCCUGUCGUGCACCAACUCCAUAACUGGAAGGGCAGCGUUUGGCAACCGCUGCAGCAGGGACCUCAAGGCAGAAUUUCUGUCGGCCAUCUCCGUGGUGCUAAGCAACAUCUCAGGGUUCUGUUUCUCGGACCUCUUCCCGUCGCUGCGGUUGGUGGACGCCCUCACCGGGACCAAACGCCGCCUACUGAGGGCACACCAACAGCUCGAAGACGUGUUUGGCAAGAUCAUCUCGGAGGGGGAGGCACGACGGCAGGAGAGGAAGGGAACCGUUGCUGGAGAAGAUGACGACCUUCUAAGCGUCAUGCUGAGGAUUCGUGAUGAGGGGCAAUUUGAGAUCCCAAUCAACAACACAAACAUCAAGGCAGUCAUUCUGGAUUUAUUCACAGGAGGGACGGAGACGACUUCGUCAGUGGCCGAGUGGCUGAUGGCAGAGCUGAUGAGGAACCCUGACGCGAUGCAGAAGGCGCAAGAGGAGGUGCGGCAAGCAUUCAACCACAAAAGCCCUGACGAACACGAAUCCCAGAUGGACAAGCUGCACUACACCAAGGCGGUGAUCAAGGAGACCCUGAGGCUCUACCCACCCGUCCCGCUUCUCAUUCCUCGUCAGUGCCGGGAGACCUGCGACAUCGGUGGGUACGAGGUGCGCAAAGGAAGCAGGGUGAUCGUCAACGCGUGGGCGAUCGCGAGGAACCCAGCGCACUGGGACAAUGCCGACAAGUUCGUGCCUGAAAGAUUUGAGCACGAUAGCGCGGCAGCUACUACGCAGUUUGAGUACUUGCCGUUUGGGCAUGGGAGGAGGAUCUGCCCGGGCAUAGGCUUCGGCUUAUCCACCUUGGAGAUCCUAGUGGCACGGCUCCUCUACUACUUUGAUUGGAGCCUUCCGGAUGGAAUGCAGGCGGAGGACCUAGACAUGGACAUGACUGUUGGUGCGUCGGCCAGGAGAACCAACAACCUGCACCUAGUGGCCUCGCCGUAUGAAGUGCCCAUGUAG
Molecule: messenger RNA, 1521 nt
Organism: Miscanthus lutarioriparius
Lineage: Eukaryota; Viridiplantae; Streptophyta; Magnoliopsida; Poales; Poaceae
Source: the annotation of a GenBank genome assembly